AUGAAUAGGGAUCAAACUGUUCUGAUAGAUCGAUUGAGGGGUAUAGCCCCUCCAACUGGGGGUUCGAAAGGCGUGAUUGCGUGUCAGUGUGAAUUAGGUCGAGAGAAGCUGCUUACUGCACCACCUUAUAAACUUGUAAAAUCACCAGCUGUGGAUGAAAAUAAGUCUCAGACGGCACCAAUCACGAGAGAACUCGACGAGUAUAAAUGCCCAGUCAGCCACAUCCUUGUCAACUUCAGAGCUCCUUUACACCCGAACGAAGUGUUCAACAAAGUCUUCCCAGCGACAACACCCGUUAAGUUUGUGAAACGUAAACUGGCCAAAUUACUAAGCGUGUCAAAUAGCAAUCUCUUACUAACUAAGAACAGAAACGUUCUGAAAGAUACCAGUCUGCUAUCAGACCUCAAGCCCGACCCUCUUGGCAAUCUCAAUGUCGAUGUUUUUACAAAAAAUUCAGAUGAUUUCUCUCUAUCAGCAAUACCAAAGGAAUCAUAUGUCCAUGAGCUAUUGCACGCGAUCAUACCAAAAAAGAAGGCUAUGCCAUUUAUAGCAAUAAAGUUCAAAGUCAGGAAUCAGGGUUCAACAUUUACUCGUUCAUAUCAGUCAACCAUGAAAGUUCACGAGAUAAAGAAAAACUUGGGCGAACUUUUUAAAAUUGAACCAGAUAAUAUUGUGUUUUUAAGAGGAGAGAAUCCUCUAAAGGAUCGUAUGACCCUCAUGGAUCUCGAUUAUGAUAAGUACGGUAUAGCUGAACUUGAAUUACUAACAAAAAAUCACGAGAAGCUAGAUUUAGAAAAGUUAUACAAGGAAAUGCCUUUUAACGACGUUUUGAGCAUUGUGGUUCCUUUUGGGGGUACACUCAAACAAAUUAAUGUCGAAAUAUUUUCAUCACCAAUCAAAAAGCCGUUUUUAGGAGGAUACAGAAAUGUAAAUACAGGGGUCAUUUAUCAUCAUGCCUAUACUCAAACACCUCAAAAACCAGAAAAGCUUCCUCCUGAAAAGAAGAACUGUAGAGAUACACAAACAGCUGAAGAAAAAGAAAAGAUAUAUGACACAAACUACAGUCGUGCAACACAAAUGAACUGUGUCCACGCUUACAUUCCGAACGUAACAGAUAGAAUUAUUGUUCCUAAACACUACGAGACUUACGACGAAAUGAUAGCUCGACUGAACCAUGCUCAUUAUGCAAGCAUCAUACAACGAACAUUCAGACACUAUCAGUUUCGUCAAAAAGUAGCCAAAUGGUUAAAAGAAUGCAUGGAGAGAAUAGCAAGGAUGAAGGAAGAGGAAAGACUAGAACGAGAAGCAAUGGAAAGACGAUUACGGAGGGAUCUUAUAACUAAGACUUUUCCUAAAACGCGUGAAGACUUUGAUCAGCUUUAUGCCAUGGUUGACCGUUGGAAGCACGCCGAAAUAGCAAGGAUAUCACAAUUACAUUCAAAAGGUCCUAAAAUAGCCGAAUUCACGCUGCUUCUCGACAAAGAAGUGGAAUUAUUGCGUUGCAUAGAAGACUACAGAGUGAAAGUUAAAGAAGAUAGCCGGAAAUUGAGAGACCAACGAUUUUUAGAGGAAAUAUCUAAACCCGUUGCGUGGUAUGGGCGCAGUGGAAAGUUAAUUACAAUGGAAACUAUUGAAGUUCAGAAAGCUAGGAAGCUAAAGGAACUUUAUAAUUCAUUUAUCCGUGAAGAUAUGGACGUUAAGGAACGCAUGGAACUAAUGGUAGACAUGAAAUUUGCUUUACAAGAAUUUCGACAUUAUUUAGCUGAAGAAAUCAUAACAUUGCUAGAUCAAGAAUGUGAUCUUCUCGUCCGAAGGUGUAAUGCACAUCAACUAGAAUUUCUUCGACGUAGAAUAGCGGGCAGUAUAUUCAGACUCAUUCAAACAUCUGAACUCAAUUCGGGUGUCACAAAGUCCAAAGAUAUGAGGGAUUACAGAAAAAUGCAGAAUUGUAGAUUGUACUUUUGUGAACUGUGUCAUCAAGUUAAACCUUACACUGAUUUCCCUCUAGACACAAGGAUAAACGAUUUCUUGAUUUGUAAAUCCUGUUCAUGGAAAGAUGUCAACGAACGCUUAUGGAUAGAUAUGACACCUUACAGAUUCAUACUGAGGGCGGUGCAACGCGAUGAGCGUCGUCGCAAAUGUUGGGGAUCAUUGGCAUUUGUACUACAAGAAAAAGAUAUUUUCUUCAUAGUGGAGAAACUUUGGCAUUCGCAUUCGGCUAUUAGUGAGUGCAAUGAUAUCACCGAAUUGAGAUUAUCUAGGUGGAAUGUUAAGGAAGAUUGGUCACCAUGGAAUUGUUUUUUGAUCACUGUGCAAGAAAUGAAAGCACACUUAAAGCUUGAGGCUCCAGACGAAGUGUAUGAUGAAGAGUUGGUACAGAAAGUUAAUACAAUACAGAAGCUUGCGAAAGCUAAUUUUGCACAGUUGAUGGCUGUUAAUAAGCGGUAUACUGAGACUGGUGAGUGGCAAGGAGUCCGCGCGCCCGCCGAUGUCCGCGCGGAUGGUGUAGAACCAAUUUAA
Molecule: messenger RNA, 2520 nt
Organism: Arctia plantaginis
Lineage: Eukaryota; Metazoa; Arthropoda; Insecta; Lepidoptera; Erebidae
Source: the annotation of a GenBank genome assembly